GCGCGGCGGUCAGUCAGUCGGUGAGGCCGCCGGCGGGAGCAGCGCCGGGGCCGGGCCGGGGCCCCGCCGCCCGCCGCCAUGAAGGGCAAGGAGCGCUCGCCGGCUAAAGCCAAGCGUUCUCGGGGCGGCGGCGGCGGCGGCGAGGACUCGGCGUCCUCCUCGUCGUCGGCGCGGGGUGAGCGGAGCAGCAAGAAGCCGAGCGGCUCCGGCGGCUCCAACGGCAGCGGCGGGAAAGCGGCGGCCCCGGCGGCCUCCAACGACAGCAACAGCGGGAGCAGCCGGCGGGGCCCUCACCCGGACAAGGCCGGUCGCGCCGGUAGCCGCGAGUACGAGGCCGGGACGGCGGCGGCGGGCGGCGGGGGCAGCCGGCACGGGUACGGCAGCGGGAAGGCGGCGGAGGCGUCGCGCAGCAGCAGCAGCCGCGGCGGUGGCGGUGAGUCCCGCGCUCCGGCGGCGGCCCCGUCCUCCUCGUCCUCCGAGUCGGGCGGUGGCGGCGAGUACAAGACGCUGAAGAUCAGCGAGCUGGGCUCGGCGCUGAGCGACGAGGCGGUGGAGGACGGGCUCUUCCACGAGUUCAAGCGGUUCGGCGACGUGAGCGUCAAAAUCAGCCGCCUCCCGCCCGGCACCGGCGCCGCCGAUGAACGUGUGGCCUUUGUGAACUUCCGCCGGCCCGAGGAUGCCCGCGCCGCCAAACACGCCCGCGGCCGCCUCGUGCUCUACGACCGCCCGCUCAAAAUCGAAGCCGUCUACGUGGGGAGCGGCGCGGGGAGCAGCCGGCGCCGCAGCAGCCGCUCCCCGGCGCUGCUGGAUAAAGAGUCUCCCUACGGCACGGCAGCCGUAGGGGUGGCGGCGGCAGCUGCGGCGGCCGUGAGGCACCCUCCGGCCGGGGCGACGCAGCGGGCGCUGUCACCCGCAGGGAGCGGCGGCGCCCUGGGGUAUCGAGACUACCGGCUGCAGCAGCUCGCCCUGGGCCGUUUGCCUCCUCCACCCCCUCUGCCCAGGGAGCUGGAGAGGGAGAGGGACUACGGGGGUUUCUAUGAAGCACGAGUGCGGCCGGCCUAUGGGCUGGAGCGGGUGGCCGGUGUGGCGGCUGCCGGGGGCUUCCGUGGAGGAGGAGGAGGUGCUGGAGCUGCUGGCGAGGAGGAGAUCAGCCCCGAGGAUGACCAGCGAGCCAACCGCACGUUGUUCCUGGGCAACCUGGACAUCACCGUGAGCGAGUCAGAUUUACGCCGAGCUUUCGAUCGCUUUGGGGUCAUCACCGAGGUGGACAUCAAAAGGCCGGGGCGUGGGCAGACCAGCACCUAUGGGUUUCUUAAGUUUGAAAACCUGGACAUGGCACACCGGGCCAAGUUGGCCAUGUCGGGAAAGGUGCUUCUCCGUAACCCCAUCAAGAUUGGGUAUGGUAAAGCCACUCCGACCACCAGGCUCUGGGUGGGUGGCCUUGGGCCCUGGGUGCCCCUUGCUGCCCUGGCCAGGGAGUUUGAUCGGUUUGGUACCAUUCGCACUAUCGAUUACCGCAAAGGUGAUUCCUGGGCUUAUAUCCAGUAUGAGAGCCUGGACGCGGCGCAGGCCGCGUGCACCCACAUGCGUGGUUUUCCUUUGGGGGGGCCGGAUCGCCGGCUCCGCGUAGACUUUGCCGACACUGAGCAUCGGUACCAGCAGCCCUACCUGCAGCCUCUGCCCUUGCCACCUCCUGCUCAUUAUGAGCUCGUGGCGGAGGCGGCUGCUUUUGGGGCUCACCGGGGAGCCCCACCUGAUCCUCUUCGGGGGGCCCGGGACAGGACGCCACCGUUACUCUAUAGAGACCGCGACAGAGACCUUUAUCCUGAGACAGAGUGGGUGCCCCCCCCACCCCCUGUACGGGAUAGGAGUAAUCGGGCAGCUGCCUAUGACCCACUGGAAAGUCUGGAGCGCCGCCGGGAUGGUUGGUCCUUGGAGCGGGACCGAGGGGAGAGGGAGUUGGGCAGUAGUAGUAGGGAUCAGCCUAGGAAACGGAGACUGGCGGAGGAUGGAGGCCGGCACUUGGACCGCUCUCCAGACAGUGAGCGCUCUUCUUCCUCCCGUAAGCGUCACUGUUUAACCACAACCUCCCCUCCGGACCGCAGCCCCGAGCUCCUUGGAGGGAGGGAGCGUUACAGUAGUGACCCCGAGCGCUCUUCCUCCCGCUUGCUCCUCUUGGAGCGGCCUUCUCCUGUCCGGGAAUCUCGCAGGGGCAGCCUGGAGCGGGGACAGAACGAAAAGCGCGACCGCAAGAAUUCCGCCGAACGGGAGCGGAAACAUCGUGCUUCCGCAGCAGCCGCCGCGCAGGAGUGCAAAAGUCCAGCCAAAAAGGAUGAACGUGCUAUGGAAGGAGGUGGUGGAGGCUCCCGCCUCAAACCCCCUCCUCAGAAGCAGCAGCAGGACGGGGCGGCGCAGGCCGGGGGAGCCCCCAAGCUGUGCUUGGCUUGGCAGGGGAUGCUCCUGCUGAAGAACAGCAACUUCCCGUCCAACAUGCAUCUGCUUCAGGGGGACCUCGGUGUUGCCAGCAGCCUCCUCGUGGAGGGAGCGACUGGUGGGAAAGUAGCUCAGCUCAAGAUCACCCAACGUCUUCGCCUGGACCAGCCCAAGCUGGACGAGGUCAAUCGCCGCAUCAAAGUGGCGGGUCCCAAUGGCUACGCCAUCCUUUUGGCUGUGCCUGGCGCAUCAGACAACCGCUCUGCAGCCGGAGCUAGCGAGGCCGCCACCACCUCCACCCAGAGGCCACUCAGGAAUCUGGUGUCCUAUCUAAAGCAAAAGCAGGCUGCUGGGGUGAUCAGCCUCCCUGUGGGGGGUAACAAAGACAAGGAGAACAGCGGGGUCCUGCACGCUUUCCCACCCUGCGAUUUCUCCCAGCAAUUCCUGGACUCCACGGCCAAGGCGCUGGCCAAAUCAGAGGACGACUAUCUGGUCAUGAUCAUUGUCCGUGGGGCAUCCUAAGGCCCUCGUUGUUCUCUGUACCCAACCCUGCCUCCUCUUCCACCCAGACCCCUUCCAGCGUGUGCCAGGUGCUAUGGGAUACAGCCUUAGCCAGCCCUGUUGUUAUUUUAAAUUAGAUCUUGGUUUGUAGGUGACUUUUUUUUUUUGUUUUCCCUGCCCGUUUUUCUGUUACUAUGUUUUUUUUGUUUCUAUAAAGUUAGAAGCCAGAAAGGUUGGAUAGCCAUUAGCCAGAAUAGGAUGUUUCGGGAAUCCCCUGGCAGUGGGGACAGCAGGGAGGCUCAGCCUGCUUUGAUUUACAGAAAAGAAAAAAACACCAUAAAAAAAGGAGAAAAAAAAGAAAAGAAAGAAGAGUGGGGUGGAAAGACCCAAACUCCUGUCUUCUUAAUUUCGAUUCGUGUCCUUUUUUCAUUUCAUGUAUUUUAAAAGCUCGUCCUCAGAGUUCUUAAACCUCAAAGACCAGAUUUAAAGCACUCGGUUGAAAUGGAAAAAAAACCCCACAUCUUUACUAACAGACUGGUGUCAUGGUUUUUGUUUUGGAGUCCUUGAAAUUCCAUAGUGGCCUCAGGUCCGGCGGCCCCGUGGGGCGCGCGUGAUCCCUUUCCUGAGUGGUUUUCCCUUUGAGUUGCAUGGCUCCAGGUUGGUGUCCUCCAGGGGAGCAGCACCUGCUCUCGGGUACACUGCAGAACAUUGAAUUCCUCUUUAUUGGGUGUGUGAGAAUCUCAUCCAGCCCCUCCAAAUGCAUGCACUGAAAGUAUGCUUUUUUUUAACAAGGUGUAUUCCUCCUGUUGCCCUCAGUUCUGUUGUAUCCCAUAAAUGCACUUUGGGUUUGUAGCAGUGGCGAUGGUUGGUAAAGAGCUGAGGACUUUGUUACAAACCAUGAAUGUCUUUGUGCUUCCUCUGAUAUGCAAGAAACAAGGAGGUGCUUUAAGAAAUAACUUUAGUUAUAUUGUGGGGUUUGGGGUUUUACUGCCUUUCUUUUCCCCUUUUCAAAGAGUUGCAGGUACAGCGGGGUCUGGUUCCACAGUGCAAACUCUGAGCAAGUGUGCUUCUCUCCAGAGAUGGUUUUAAUUCUGUGAUAAGUUAAUUACAGGAAAGUUCUCAUUAACGUUUUACCUCAUUGUUAAUAGCAAGGAACUGCUGUCUGCUGGGGACUUUUGAGGUACAGUACAGUGGGCAUUACAUGAGGUUUUAGCAUUUUAUGGGCAUCUGGAGUAAAGUGGGGUUUAGCAUCUUGGAGAAGUAUUAAAAGUACUCCGAGAUGCUGAGGUUUGAUCUUUUGUUCUUAUGAUUCUAGGAGGAAACGGUUUGCUUUAUCUUUUUCUAAAGAACUUGGUUCAUUUUCUCUUAUGCUUUUCCCCACUCAUUGGGCACUUUUCUUCAGCUGCCUUGGCCGCUCUAAUGCAGGCGUAAAGAAGGGAUCUAAAUUGCUGUUGUUCUGUUUAACAACUGAGGGGAUGUUGCAGCUGGCUUCCAAACUGCAGUGUAAAUCUAUUUACAGGCCCUCAAAUUGUAAUCUUGCACUUAAACCCAGAACAUAGCCUUGCACUUAGCCAUGUUUUCAGAGACUUGGGCAGUGUAAAAGUGAUGCUGCUUCACUCGGUCCAUCCUCUCGUGUAUUCCUUGGGUAGUUGGUACAGGGACAAGUUGAUUUCUGUUUCAACUUGCACCACAAAAAUCCAGUUCAAAAUGCAGAAUGGUGCAAAUAGCAGACGAAGGAGGAAAUGUCUUGAAUGUAUUUUAUGGGCACGACAUGAAAUGUGACUGUACUUGCUUGAUGUUCACUGUCACAAGAAGAUGAAUUUCUGUGAUAAGCUUUACUGAACCACUCGUCAGAGAGUGCUUUGGUUUAAGUGGGCUUCAGUUUCCCUUGUCUGACUGAGAACUUGCACGUGGCAGCGUAUCUUGAGAUCACAUUUUGAUUUUGUAGCUACUUUUCUUUCUAUAUGGAAACACAAAAGCCUCAUUUAAUGCUCUUAGAUGUUUGAGGGUAAACUCCAGGAUUUCUGGGUUGUCCUUCAGCGUGAAUGUAAAUCGAUGGCAGAAUUCAGCUGUUCAGCUUACUAUUAACAAUGAGAGGUUAUCAAAAUGACACCGGUAACUCAGAUAAUGAUAUGUUUCAGAAGAUACAACUUGUUGCAAAGAAUGUCUGUUUUAAUUCUAGCAGGUGCCUGUUGUGUGCCAGCGGGUUCUCAACACUGCUGCGAGCUCGCUCAGGGUGCUGAGUGAGUUUUCUCAUUGCAUCUGACCCAAGUCACUUGCAAGCGUGGAGUUUUAAAGCCAAGAAACUUGAACUGCUGGGAAUUCAAAUCUGCCCCAAACCAAAAAAAGUAUAAAAGAAGCACUAAUGUUGUUUGUGUUCAACACUUACACUUGCUGAGGACAGUGUUUGUUAUGCUGAUACGCAGCAGGCACCUGUUUUUAAAACCCAUAAAACUUGGGGUCAACAUGGCUUGUCAAAGCAAACUCAGUGUGGGAAACCUUUUGGAAAGAGCAUCCUAGUGCACUUCCCUUUUUCCUUGUAAAAUAGGCGUGGUUGUACCUGCCACGGGCUUUCAUGAGUUUAAAUUGGGCUGUACUGGGAGGGUAAUAAGGACCAGGCGAGGCUGCAUUUGACUCCAGGUUUUCUGGUUCCUUAUGGAGUACCUGCUUCUUUAAAUCUGGUUUAUUUGUGGUUGCUGCUCUGUUUUGAAAGCAAGGUUUUUAACACCCUUUGAGGGUUCUUAAAUGUCAAAACCUAGUUGACUGGCAACAUUUUGUUUUGCCAGCACUGAAGUUGACGUGCUGCCACCAAGGCUGGUGCAGCUUGGGUGGCUGUGCUUUUCUCUUAGGCUCUGAAGUGUGCACCAUUGGAGUAACUGUCCACUAAACGUUGGCUUGGCCAGGGCUGAACAGAAGUAGAAGUGUGAUACCACUUGUGUAUAGAGCAAAACAGAUGUAGCAGACUUCAGCUCUCUCGUUGUGUUCAGCAGAGAGCUCUUAGCAGAGAGCUCAGUGUUUCUUCCACCGUUGUGUGCAGCUGCUGUUCCUCUAUUUCAUGCGUUUGUUGAAUUAGCGUGGAAAAAGGAUGUCCUUUUCCUGAAUCAUUUCAUAGUUUUUGCUUUAUGCUUUGGGGAAAGAACCUCAAAUGACUCAUACUUUUGUUUAAGGUUUUAUUAUUGGGGGGGUUUAUUUUGCAUUGGAAACUUUAUGCAACUUCCUUGGCUGCCGGCCAGUGGCUUUGUUUGCUCCUGUCUCGUGUGCAGUCUGCUGUUCUCUGGGACUGCGGCGUGAACACUGAUGUUACCCUCAACUCCAGAGGUUUCAGACUUCUGGGUUACAAAUAGCAUCGUAGAGAGAAGGGUGUUACAUGCCAGGCACGCAAACCUUACCCUCUCUCUUACUUUAUCAACGUGGAUGUUAAAGGAUUGAAGUGUUUUGGUGACUGGUGAGCGGAGAAGAGAGUUCUCGAUUUCUUGCAUUGGUUGAGGAACCAUCUGGUUGAUGGUAACUGAAGUGAAAGGCCUUAAAGUAUUAAUGGAGAGGAGGAGUGACUCAAAAUUGCAAAGACAGGCUCAAAACUUCUGAGGACUCAGGGAAAAAAUGGCUUGGGAAAUCAUAGUUCCUGGCUUUAAGAAAACCAGUGUUGAGGGCAGUACUCCUGGGGAGUCUGCUGUGUGCCUGUUGAAGUGGAAAAAGUUCUUGCCGUGUGACUAAUAGAGCUUUUGGGGUUCUUUCCCUUUUGUUUCCCCCUUUAUUACUUUGUGCAGAUAGCACCAAAGGACAGAUAUUCCACUGAGUUAUAAACGGAACGAUUGGGAUGAUUUUUUUGCAUUAGGCUUAAAUCAGACCCUGUGGUUUGGAGAAUGGUUCAUGGAAUAUUCAACUUCCUGCAGUUUUGAUCGUGUGAAAAUGAUGGCUGAGAACUAUUACUUGAAUAGUAAUACUUUUAAAUUCUAUUAGGUGUGUCUUUGAUUUGACCUUUUCUUUCAUAUUGGAGUUGUCUGCUGUUAGAAUACCACAGCAAAACGAGAACAAAAGAAACGUGGAAACACUACAUUUCAUAUUUCUGUUGCUAAGUUGCCUUCAGGAAUUGUUCUUUUGAGGAAAGUCAACUGAAUUAUCCCCAAUUCCGUUGGUUUUUCUCCGGGUUAAGUAUUUUCAUGUGUCCCAUUAACUGUUACUGCAAGUUGAAUAAUCAUCAGUACUGUAAGCCUAGUUUAAACCUUGGUCCAAAAAGAAGCCCUGCACUACUUGUUCUGCAUCUAUACAUAGAAGGUGACUUCAUUUCAAGGCUUUGUGCCCAUGGGUGGUAUUGGUGCUUUUUGAAGUCCGAGUAGAAUAUUCAGAAAGGCCUCGUUGCUCUUUAUAUUCAUCUGUAUAAUGUAGGGAGGGGGAAAAGAAAAAAAAAGAGAAAAGAAACAAAAUCUGUUGUAUACAUUUGUAUUGAAAUAACAUUUUCUUUCCUCCUGCAAAGCAAAAGCUGGUGGACUGCAGAAGACAACCGCAUGGGAUACCAAGCUCUAAUGGACCUUUGGGAAGAGAAGCUGUGGCUUAUGUGGAAUUUACAUGGGCCUCUCGAUGGAAGAAAGCUUAUCUGUUUAGUAUUUGUGCAUUUUACUAAAAUGGCAGCUUUAAAAAAAAAAAAAAAGUUGUGUAUCUGCUAUUGUGAUGCCAAUGCCCGUGUUUUAAGUGGAAAAAAAAAAAAAUGACCUCUUUGCUUUGUGCUGUGUACACAAGAUUGCUGGAAAAGUAAAGGAAUACCCUUUUUAUGGCUCACACAGCUUAAAAGUAGCUGUCACUCAAAACAUGCGCUCACAGUUGAGCUGAUUUUGUUUCAUUCUAAAUAAAUUGUUUCUUUUGAGGAAAAGUUGGUUUUUCUGCCUGGAAGUGAAUUGACGACAAACGUUGUGACCCCCUUUGUUUGCAGCGGAGGGGUUCCAUGCUGCUGCUGCCGCUCACUGCUUGAUCUCAUAGUUGUGGGUCUUGAGCAAGAAGCAGGGAGAAGCGACACUUUGGCCUUGACCAGCCUCUUGUACCAGAUCGGAAGGAAUCUAGUUGAUUGUCUUGCCGUGGCCCCCCCUUUGGUGGCAGUGAAAAAGGGGGUCACUUGCUGCUUUACUCCUCACCUUGACGGGGAAGCGGUGCUGAUGCUGGCAUGCAAGAAGCAGGGAAGCACCACCCUGCGUCUCAGAACGGUGGCCAAGUCCGGGGCUUCGCUGGUUCGAAGAGCUGGAGUUGCUGAAUUUUAAGUUUGUGAUUUCUUUUGUUCACCCACCAUGUUUGGCUUUAGUUUUGAUUCUGUCUUUUUUUUGGUUGGUUGUUUUUUGGUUUUUUUUUUUUUUUUUUUUGUUUUUUUUUUUGGUUUUUAAGUUUGAAGAGGAGGAAAAAAAAAAAAAGUCUUGCACGUUUUAAAAAAAAAACCUUUUGCACCAAAAUUGCCAAAAGGAAAAAGAGAAAUGAGUCCUUAAAAAGUGUUUAAAUGAUGUUAAAUAAAAGCCUUUCCUGACAUGCGCGAGGCGCUCCUCCGUCUCCUCUGGGGCUCUUCAGCGGUUAUGCAGUGAUGGGUUUAGUGCUGAAUGGAUGAAGAGUUCCUGAGAGCUAGAGUUGGUAAUUUAAAAACCUUUUGCGUUGGUGUCUCAGUGCCUUAUUUUGACCGGUUUUGAAGCAAACGGUUCCACACGCCUCGGAUGUGCAUGCACCCUGAUCGCGCCCCAGGUACGGCUGCGGCUUUGCUCGCAGUCACCUCCCUGUGUAGUACAGAUGGUGAGAGGAGAAAAGAGGCGGCCUGACAAUGUUGUGUGCUGUAGUUGCUGCGUUCUCCUGUUAUUGGGGGCUCCUGAAGGCUGUUCCAGUGCAGGAGUACAACUCCAUGUUGGCUACAGGAGACUUCGGGGCACAUUUGACAACCGCAGCCGUCAAGAGGAAGCUAACACUGCUGCAUCGUUGGCUUCAGAAACCUCUCGUGGUUAUGCUGUCUGUUAGAAUUAAUGUGACAUGCAGAUGAAGACACCUUGAAAUGCAAGCUUGCCCUUGAUUGCCUUGACAUACUUUAACCUCCUGUGGAUAACGAACCUAGUGCUGUCCUGCAGCCAUGCGGGACCAUUGCUAGGCUGUGCCUUUCACCAAGAGGAUGCCAUGGUUGUGCUCUCCAAGGUUCCCGGGGCAGAGAGCUGUGUAAAUCCCUAAAACAGGUCCUCUGUGCUGUGGCAAAUAACACGGUGCCUUGGAGAGUGAGUGGCCACAGUGCAGCAUCCUUCUCACAGAAAGAGGGAUUUGUGGAAUGACUGUUCUCCAUAUCCUCAUGGAAGUUUAAUUCCUAUCUCUGUCCUUGCUAAUCAUUCGUAUGUGAAUAGAAUAAGCUAAAAUCUCCUGCUGGUUUCGGCACUUUUGAGGUCCUCAUCCCAAGAGAGCUAACUUCUGAUCCUUGUAGUGCACAUGGGUUUUAAUUUGCUUGAAUUUCACCCCUGCCUUUUUAUUCCUGUGUAAAUAAGUGGGCCAAAAGUAGCUGCUGCAGCAGAUGGAUAAUCCCACUGGACUAAUGAGAUGACUUGCAUGUGUUGGUGUCUGCAACAUCUGGGCUGCAAACUCCACAUUCUUCUUGUAAGCAGACCCAGUUUAAUGCAACCUGUCUAACAUGAGAGAUCUCAGGCCAGGAGCUUGAUGUGAACUUGCUUAAAAGUAGCUUUGUGAGCACUUAAAAGGAAUAACUAAAUUCCAUAAAGGCUCAGGAAUCUGUGAGGUGGCAGGUCACCUUUUAAAGUGACCUCGAAGUGUUUUGUAUAGUUAUGGCAUAGCAUCUUGUGUCUAGACAAUGAUUUUAAAGGUGGGUAAUUCCUCUGUUUGAAUCUAAAAUAGCAAAGUGAUGCGAGUUGCUGUUAUACAUAAUAAAAACCUUAAUAUACUCCCAAAUCUGGCCUGGGAUGGUUGGGUGUCCGAUGUGGGUUAGCAGCUGAGCCAGAUCUACUGCUGGCAUAAAAUGCAGUUCCUCUGGGGACAUCCCUGGACUUGCAUGAUUUACACAAACAGCAGAUCUGGCCCAAAUUUGGGAUUCUUAAAACCAGCUCUGGUUAGGAAGGGAAACAACAUAGUCCCUGGAGAUCCUGUUCUUAGCUUUGCUGCUGUAUCUGUGAGUGCCACAGCGCUCAGCAGGGAAGGAAACAGUGCCAGUGAAAUCUGGGCAUCGGUGAUAGAGCAGAGGUGCUGUUGUUUUCCUUGCUGUAGAUUUCCGUGGCUGCAGGAAGGUUUUAUGGGACAGAGGGAAGGCUGUGGGCUGUGUUGCUCUACCCUGGGUUCUGUUCCUGUUGGCUCGUGCCUUUCUCAGGGGAGUUCCAGCUCUGUUUCUUUUCUCAGGGAUAUCGUGUGAGCCGCGGCGGAGGCGAAGCCGGAGCUCGCUGUUGGGAAAGAGGAUCCCAUGGUGCUGGCUGUGGUGACGUGGGUGCUGUUCCCGUGACCCUGAUGUUUUUGCAAUGCAGGGCAGAAGUACCCAGAAGUGCUGGUGGGUGAGGAGCUGUGAUGGAACCUUCAAACUCUUCACCCUGGGCUUUCGGUCAGGCUGCCUCUGGAUUUAAGGGCUUGUAGUUAAACAGAUUUGCAGGUAAGUCACCUUUUGGAUGCAUUGUGAUCAGGCUUUGUUCUAGUGUGCAAAAUAAGCAUUUUUAACCUUGAUGGUUCUCAUUAUGCUUUGGGUUUCACUGUGUAAAAAUACUUGAGUUUUAGAACAUUGUAAUGCUAAAGGGAAGGUUUUAGGGAGGUCAGCAGCCAUCAGAGGCACUAAACCCCAGGGUCCCACAGAGCAUUUAUAUCCUGUUUGUAUCCUUCAAGGAGCAGAUGCUUUUGGACAGUUUUAGUUAGCAGCUUCUGGUCUUAUUCAGUUUUCACACUUAAUACUGUAAUGGAGGAGAAAAUUGCACAUUUCUCUUGGAUCACAACCCUAGAUCCUGAGCUCUGAAUUGGUUCUCUCUUGGUUUGCCUGCAGGGAGAUGGAUCAGCGAGAGUUUUCCUUCUUGGCUGUAUUUGGCCUUUAUUUAUCCCACCAGUAUCAAGAAGACUGAUUUCUGUGGAAGGCUUUUUGCAGGAAACCUGCUUGCUUUACAAAAUGCAGACAGGGUGUUCACAGGGUGAGUGGUUGGCACUUUCAGAAGGCAAAAGACUUCCAAUUAGUGCAAAUAUAUUGAAAGCGGAUGAAAGUAUAACCACUAUGUUAGCAUGUGUGAUGCAUGGGUAAGAGAGAGCCCAGUUAUUUAGCUCUUUUUAUACUGUAUGUUACUGUGUCAGGGAAUUUACUGUGAUGGUUGCACAGGGAUUGCUUUUGGGUGGACAUACAUCUUGUAUCAGUGGAAGAGAUAUCCAAUAGAGGCUAUGGAUCACUGUGACAGCGUAAAGCAUGCUGUCAGUGAAACACUUUAGUUGCUCGAAAUUGCAUCCACAUUGAGUUUUACCAACCUAGAAAUAUUGAUUAGGGAAAUCAAUUUGGUGGUUUUUUCACAUGCUUAUGAUAGAGCAGCAUUGUUAAACCUCUGCAUGGAGCUGGGAUUUACAGGCUCCUUGGCAGCUUUGAGCAAAGUGUCUCUGCAGGCCUGGGGCAGCUGAGAGCAGGGGGCAGGAAGCAAUAAAUGAGGACCAAGUUGCCAGGUUCUAUUCAGGAUACAUUUGCUAGGUGAGUGACAGGACAUAAUUCACCCUGCUAUUUGACCUUGCAGCUUGUCCUAGUUUGUUUGCAUCAUGAGGACCUCGGAAGAGCUCAGAUGCUGUUUCCAGCGAUGAGGUAUGGCUAAAGGGUCAUCAGGGAAAGGAAAAGCUUUGGUCCUGGCCAAGAUGUUUGGAGGAGAACAAGCCCCUUGCCUGUAAGCAGAACCUGGAGCCUCACUUCUAAGCAUUUGAAAUCUGCCAGAUACUCAGAACUGCUUUGGUUUUCUGGCAGAGAGAGAAAGGAAAAGCUUUUCAUCCUCCUUAUCUUUGGGCCCAGGAGCUCCUGUGGCUGAGCUGUGUAAUCUUCAAAAUGAGAUUACAGAGACCUCUCCUUAGGUUUCAGUGCCUCUGCUUGAUGGGACUGCUGCUGAGCCUCUCCUUGCUCUGCCUUCCUCUCCUCCAGUCCCUCUGUUCCAAGUUCAGGGUUAUAAUGCUCCGUUGGGGACAGAAGAACCAUCCUUGGAUGCUCACGGGUAGGAGAGUGAACCACCAGCGUGUUGUACCACGGGAUGUCUGUGCACAGGGAGGACCAGAGCCAUGAACCCACCGCAGAAAACAGCAAAGGCCACCACAUAGGUCAUGAGCAACGGGAAGGUGGUGGCCAGAGGACAGAGCAGGUUAGUGAUGCCGCUGAGGACAAGGUAAGCCGCGUGGUAGUGAUACUUCUUGGUCCAGUUCUUGUCGGCCACCCAGCCUGAGAGGAGCUGGCUGACCAUCUCCGUGAUGCCUGCGGGGAAGAGGAGUCCACCAGAGCCUCAAAGAAGACUAUAUUUAGUCUUUAGUUUGCUAUUUUGCACCAAAACCCAUCCCAAUCCCACCCGCUUGCUGCGGGAACGUGACCUCAAAGGGCUGGAAUGCUGGGAAGUUACAGGAAGGUGAUUUUAGACUGAUGUAAAAUUAAUGUUUGAGGGGUUGGGUUUUCCCCUUUGCCUUGGUGCCUGCUAUUGCCAAGUGCCUGUGGGUGCACCAAAGUGGUCUGUAAAAAUUCAAUUAAGGGCUGUGUACUCAGUGGAUGACUCUGCAGUGCCCUUUAGUAAAACCAGGAAAGAGAAGCUUGCUCUUUGAGCUCUCUUUCGAGAUGGAGAUAAAGCAGAAUAUGAAGAAGAAAGAUGCUUAUGAGAUGGUAAUAUCUAUAAGGAAGCAAAGAAGGACAGAAGCCCAGCCUUUUUGAAAGGCUCAGCAGACUUUUGAUACUUGGUUUUUACAUCUCUUGCUCCAUUUGCUUAUGAAUUAAAGAUCAGAGGAGUGCUCACUGCCAGCUAAUAGCUUGCUGACCACGGUGUCCCUCCCGCUCUUAAUCCAAAUGUCACAUUAACUGCUGCCUUCUCCUUCUAGAUGCCUUGACAGCAUAUGUCAUUUCUAAAUAUGAUACAGAAGUUUAUUUUUGUACAAUAAAAACCUUUACAAUGACUGA
Molecule: messenger RNA, 13036 nt
Organism: Strigops habroptila (Kakapo)
Lineage: Eukaryota; Metazoa; Chordata; Aves; Psittaciformes; Psittacidae
Gene: RBM15
Product: RNA binding motif protein 15
Biological process (GO): regulation of alternative mRNA splicing, via spliceosome
Cellular component (GO): nucleus
Molecular function (GO): mRNA binding
Source: RefSeq, a predicted model, not a curated record